This is a messenger RNA of Saccostrea echinata, 1053 nucleotides long. Its product is annotated as 2-methoxy-6-polyprenyl-1,4-benzoquinol methylase, mitochondrial-like. The coding region runs from base 2 to 1012 and encodes 336 amino acids. The record is from RefSeq and is a predicted model, not a curated record. Gene Ontology annotation, molecular function: methyltransferase activity. NCBI's taxonomy places the organism in Eukaryota, Metazoa, Mollusca, Bivalvia, Ostreida, Ostreidae. The transcript has 7 exons. Gene Ontology annotation, biological process: ubiquinone biosynthetic process.
GAUGGCAGCCCCCUUGACAGUGCUCGGGAUAUGCUACAGCCGACGAGAAAAGCCUAUCAGCAGUAUAGUUUUCCGACUAUUGUCAACAAAUUCAUCCCUACAAAAAGAAAACAGAAAAAAUGGAGAAACUAAAAAAACCCAUUUUGGGUUUCAAACUGUCGCAGAAGAUGAGAAGGAAGAAAGAGUGUACAAAGUUUUUAAGAAUGUUGCCAGCAAGUAUGACUUAAUGAAUGAUUCUAUGAGCUUUGGCAUACACAGACUAUGGAAAGAUCACUUCAUAAACAGAAUGGCUCCUGUAGCAGGGACCAAGUUAUUAGAUGUUGCUGGAGGUACAGGUGAUAUUGCAUUUCGAUUCCUGAAGUAUAUACAGUCCCAGAAUGAAAAACCAGUGGUGACAGAUGAAAAUUUUACCAUUUCUACAAACUUAAAUGCUGGAGCUUAUUCCAUUCCCAGUGAUUUUGCUGAGGAGAAUGAAGAAACUGUAGAUUUAUCUGAUUAUAAAGAGGACACUUCUCAUGUAACAGUGUGUGAUAUCAACCAAGAAAUGCUAAACGUGGGGAAAUCUCGAGCUGAAGAGGCAGGAAUAAUGUCAGGUAUUUCCUGGGUUCAAGGAAAUGCAGAGAGUUUACCUUUUGAAGACAAUACUUUUGAUGCUUAUACAAUAGCAUAUGGAAUCCGCAACUGUACCCACAUUGAUAAAGUUUUAACAGAGGCAUACAGGGUACUGAAACCUGGAGGACGAUUUAUGUGUUUGGAAUUUAGUCAAGUCAAUAACAUAGUUUUACGUAGGUUAUAUGAUUCCUACUCAUUUGAGGUCAUACCAGUAAUGGGACAGGUGCUGGCUAAAGACUGGAAAUCUUAUCAGUAUCUUGUAGAGAGUAUAAGACAGUUUCCCAAUCAGAGAAGAUUUGCAGCUAUGCUUCAACAUGCAGGAUUUGGAAUUGUGUCUUAUGAAAAUUUAACAUUUGGUAUAUCUGCUGUUCACUCUGGAUAUAAAUUAAUUAAAAGUUAAAAUAAUUGUGUAUAUUAAUUACUUGCAAUCUAUGUCUUUAU